Microthlaspi erraticum is the source of this 1287-nucleotide messenger RNA. Lineage: Eukaryota; Viridiplantae; Streptophyta; Magnoliopsida; Brassicales; Brassicaceae. The record is from the annotation of a GenBank genome assembly.
AUGGCAAGAACCCAUUUAAUCUUUCUUAUACUAGUGCUCUCAUCAACAUCAACAUCAACACCAUUAACAUCAACAUCAUCAUCAAGAGAGCAAGAGGAGGACAGAAUCAAAGCACUUCCAGGCCAACCAAAAGUAGGAUUCUCACAGUUUUCGGGUUAUGUGACAGUGAACGAGUCACACGGUCGAUCACUCUUCUACUGGCUCACUGAAUCAUCUUCUCCUACUCCUCACACCAAACCACUUCUUCUUUGGCUUAAUGGAGGACCGGGCUGCUCGUCGAUUGCUUACGGAGCGUCGGAGGAAAUCGGACCGUUUCGUAUCAAUAAAUCCGGUUCUAGUCUCUAUCUCAACAGUUUUUCUUGGAACACAGCUCAAGAAAACUUGAUAUUUCUUAUUGAAUGGAUGUCAAGAUUUCCACAGUACCAAUACAGAGAUUUCUACAUUGCUGGUGAAAGCUACGCCGGGCAUUAUGCUCCUCAGCUUGCCAAAAAGAUUCAUGACUACAACGAAGCCUUGAACAACAAACCCAUCAUCAAUCUCAAAGGAUUUAUGGUUGGAAAUCCAGAGACGGACAAAAGCAACGACAAACUAGGGACCAUAACGUAUUGGUGGUCUCACGCGAUGAUCUCAGACACUUCCUACAAUUUGAUCCUCAAAAACUGUAAUUUCACAGCAGAGAGAUUCUCUGAAGGGUGUGAAUCCGCCAUUUACAAUGCUGCGGCUGACUUUGGCGACAUUGAUCAGUACAGCAUCUACACACCCAAGUGCGUACGCACGAAGGAAAUGCACAAAACGGUCAUAUCUAGACAGGUUUUAGCAGAGUACGACCCUUGUACUGAGAGCUAUGCCGAGAUUUAUUAUAACCGUCCCGAGGUACAACGAGCCAUGCAUGCGAACCGCACCGCUAUUCCUUAUAAAUGGACUGCUUGCAGUGACUAUGUGUUUAACAAUUGGAACUGGAGAGUCUCUGACAAUUCGAUGUUGCCGUUAUACAAAGAACUCAUGGAGGCUGGUCUGAGGAUAUGGGUCUUUAGCGGUGAUACAGACUCAAUUAUACCAGUGACAGCGACUCGGUUUUCCCUCAGCAAACUCAAUCUUCCGGUGAAGACUCGCUGGUACCCUUGGUACUCCGGCAACCAGGUAGGAGGAAGAACAGAAGUAUAUGAGGGGCUUACCUUUGUCACGGUAAGAGGAGCGGGCCACGAGGUGCCUUUGUUCCGACCGCAGAGUGCCCUAAUUAUAUUAAGAUCUUUCUUGGCUGGCAAGGAGCUUCCAAGAUCUUAUUAG